Peromyscus leucopus (white-footed mouse) is the source of this 918-nucleotide messenger RNA. It is a transcript of the gene Med30, whose product is annotated as mediator complex subunit 30. Gene Ontology annotation, molecular function: transcription coregulator activity. Gene Ontology annotation, biological process: positive regulation of DNA-templated transcription. Gene Ontology annotation, cellular component: mediator complex. The transcript is spliced from 4 exons. NCBI's taxonomy places the organism in Eukaryota, Metazoa, Chordata, Mammalia, Rodentia, Cricetidae. The record is from RefSeq and is a predicted model, not a curated record. Bases 94 to 630 code for a protein of 178 amino acids.
CGGGAGGACGCUUGCGUCGCAGCGGGCGGAAGUGGCGGCGCUGGUUUGAAAUCAGCCGAGUCGGCUUCAGCCGGCCGGGAGCUGCCGAGUGCCAUGUCUACCCCUCCGCUGGCGCCGGGGGGCAUGGCGCCGGGACCCUUCGGCGGCCCGCAGGCGCAGCAGGCCGCGCGCGAGGUCAACACGGCCACGCUGUGCCGCAUCGGUCAGGAGACGGUGCAGGACAUCGUGUACCGCACCAUGGAGAUCUUCCAGCUGCUCAGGAACAUGCAGUUGCCAAAUGGUGUCACUUACCACACUGGAACUUACCAAGACCGGUUAACGAAGCUGCAGGACCAUCUUCGCCAGCUUUCUAUUCUCUUCAGGAAGCUAAGAUUGGUCUAUGACAAGUGUAAUGAGAACUGUGGCGGGAUGGAGCCCAUUCCCGUUGAGCAACUGAUUCCGUAUGUGGAUGAAGAUGGCUCAAAGAACGACGACCGGGCCGGGCCACCUCGCUUUGCCAGCGAAGAGAGACGAGAAAUUGCGGACGUAAAUAAAAAACUCAAACAGAAGAAUCAACAGCUGAAGCAGAUUAUGGAUCAAUUACGGAAUCUCAUCUGGGACAUAAAUGCCAUGUUGGCAAUGAGGAACUAAACUGAUACUUAAAUCUCUUGCACUACUCAUGUGAUACAGUUGGAUUUCCCCCUCAAGUAUAAUCCUUUGAGGAGGAUUAUUUAUCACUUUACUGGCUAGCACUAAAGUUCCUGUUUCCACUUUAAAGUUUUCACUGGCUUUUUUGGUUUGUUUGUUUAAUGCUCUUCGUUCUAUAGAAGAUUAUUGUAAUAGCCUUUGAUAGGGUGUGAGUUUUGGUUAGUCUUCAUGAAUUGAAUAAUUGCUUUUUAAAGGCAAAGUGAAGUUUAAUAAAUAAAUUUUUAAACAUAA